UUCCAAGUACUGUUUAUCCAAUAAUUAAAAGAGCUUUCUGUGAGGCACCCCACCCACCCCAUGACAGCAACUUCCUCAACAAGACUAAAUAAUUGCAAGUCAGUCAGUCAGUGUCUCAUCAUUUCUUAAAAGCUUAGUCACAAGGAGGUGUCAUCUCCUGUUCGAGUCAUGAGUGGACGGACACUUCUCCUGCUCCUCACAGUGUGUGCGCACCACGCAAGAUGUCAACCAAAGCCAACAGUCUCCAUGUUACCCAAACUGAAGGAGAUCUUCAUCGGAGAUUUGUUUUACUUGCACUGUGACACUCCAAGUCCCGUGAAAUGGUACUUUAACGAUGAAGAACAGUUGCAGCAAACGGGAAACGCGUGGAAGUUCGCAGUCGCUUGGCCAAAGCACUCGGGCUCAUACCAAUGUGAGCACAACGGGCAAAAGAGCGACAAGUUUCCCAUCGACGUCGUGGACUUCAGCCCCAUGGCUUCACUCACCAUCAAGACUGGACACCCGGUGAUGAAGGGUGGAUACUCAGUGAUCCUGCAGCUCGACAACGAGGAGGGUCUGCAGGGAUGGAGGUGCAGGGUCUACAGGAGAGCAAAUGGAACGAAGACAAUUAAGUUUAAACUGAAGAGCAAUAAGACUGUGGACAUUUACACCACAAUACGGAGCGGGGUCCCCGAGACCAUUUUCUGGUGUACUAACAGCCCUCAAAGCGACAGAAGUAACCAAAUCAUAAUCAGGACCUCAAAUAAAGCCGUGGCUCUGGAAAUGUACCCCCUGCCUGCUGUGGUUGGGGAGAGUCUGAAUCUGAAGUGCCUUGCCUGGGGAACGGAUCAAAUCAGCAAAGCUGUCUUCUACAAAGACGACAACGUCCUCAGCGAAGCCAACUCGACCUUCGUCAUCAGCAACGUGGAGGAAGUCACACAGGGACGCUAUAAAUGCGAGGCCACCUACACACACAAGGCUUACAUUAGCGGUCCUCCUUAUCAUAUAAUCUCUGAUGCUCAAGAUGUUUUAGUCCAAGCGCUUCCGGUCAAGGCUGUCCUCUCUGCAGACAACGGCUUGUUAUCAUGCUCUUGUCCGCGGUGUCCCAGUGACUUCUCUCAUCGGUGGUACUACAAGAGGGACGGUCAGCCAUGGGAGUCCAUCGCCGGCGCUUCAGACCUAAUGGCACCAAGGAGCAGCGGCACUUACGCGUGUCGAGCUGUGAGGAACAACAGGAAGUCUUUUCUCAGCAACACUUACGUUUAUGACAGUGGACCAAAUCUGCUCCUUAUCAUUUUGUUCAUCUUGCUGCCCUUGGCUGGCGCGCUGAUAUGUGCAGCAGUUUGUUAUACAUUAUGGAAAAAGAGACAUAGCCCAGGCCCAAUCUACGAGGACGUGGCACUGAAGUUGCGAGAUGGUGGCGACAGAUAUGAGACAGUGCAGAAGGGAGGCAGAGAGGCCGAGUACGACACCCUUAACAAAGGGGCGGCAGGCGGAGAGAGGAAGGAGGCCGACUAUCAAGCCCUGGAGAAAGGAGAGAUGAAAGAGGGGGUUUAUCAUACCCUGGGACCAGGGGAGGCGGCAGGGGCCCAGGGAGGGUACGAAGCACUGAAAAAAGCAGGGAUGAAGGAGGGCGUGUAUCAUACCCUGGGCACAGAGGGGGAAACAGUGGCCCAGGGAGGGUACGAAGCACUGAAAAAAGCAGAGAUGAAGGAAGGCCUGUAUCACACCCUGGGCACAGAGGGGUUAACAGGGGCCCAGGGAGGGUACGAAGCACUGAAAAAAGCGGGAAUGAAGGAGGCCGUGUAUCACACCCUGGGAGCAGAGGGGGAAACAGGGGCACAGGGAGGGUAUGAAGCACUGAAAAAAGCGGGAAUAAAGGAGGCCGUGUAUCAUACCCUGAGUGAGGAGAGCAAAGUAGCAAAAGACUAAACAAUGAACGAGAGAGAGAGACACAGGUCUCAGUUUUUUGCUUAAGAAAAACAUUCUGAAAACAUGCUGUGUAGGUAAUUAUCCUAAACAUAAAGUGCAUGUUAGCGCUGUAUGAGAAAUCUACAUGUAAAUAAAUAAAUAAAUAAAUAAAUAAAUGGAAUAAAGGUCUAUAGGCAAAAAGAGAUUAAACCAUACGUCAUCAUGAAUUUUGUGUAAAACAAAGAUUCAUCAAUAUGUGGCUCCAGCGGUGGGAAAGGGUUAAGCUAAAUCAAAUUUGCACACGUUUCUUUGAUACUUGUGCCCCUAAAAGUUUAGGGUAAUGCAUAAUUUGUACAUAUUACAUCAAAAUGUAUGGAACACAUUCUUCUUUGCAUUACAGCACAAAUAGAGCUUGCAGUUUUUCUAUUAGUACAAAUGCUGCACACAUAACAUUGAGGCAACUGUUGUGAUACUCAUGAAAUAAAGCUUUUGUCUAAUAAAAAUCUUA
Solea solea (common sole) is the source of this 2398-nucleotide messenger RNA. RefSeq lists its product as uncharacterized. The record is from RefSeq and is a predicted model, not a curated record. NCBI's taxonomy places the organism in Eukaryota, Metazoa, Chordata, Actinopteri, Pleuronectiformes, Soleidae. The transcript is spliced from 8 exons. Gene Ontology annotation, molecular function: transmembrane signaling receptor activity. Bases 169 to 1911 code for a protein of 580 amino acids. Gene Ontology annotation, biological process: cell surface receptor signaling pathway.